CACAUCGAAGAAGAAAUCUCCCACAGUGCGGAAAUAGAAAGGGGGAUUCCUGGUGCAAGUUAGCUUAGCGCUGUCGCUUUGACAGCUAGCUACAUCAGAAGAAUGUCAGAACUAUCACUGGAAAUUAUUUCAUCAGAUUUUAAUAGAAAUACAAUCUAGAAGUGGUGUCAGUUGCGGAAAUACGCUUGGUCUGCCACAGUCAACCCAGAGCUUAGUUAGCUAACGUCAGCCUGAUUAACGCCAACUAACUACGUAUACAGAUAAAAGCAGCAUGGUACAGCCCCAGACAGACACCUGGGACAUGGCGGGGGACGAGGGAGGCGGGGCUCUCCGGGUGCCACCCGAACUGGCAGCCAAUGAGGUGGUGACCAGACUACUGGGAGACAACCAGCAGCUCCGAGAGGCGUUGCAGCGCAGCAACCAGGCCCUGCGUGAGCGCUGUGAGGAGAUGGAGGAAUGGCAGCGGAGGUCUAGAGAAGAGCGGGAGUUCCUCAGCUGUCGUUUCCAGGAGGCCCGGGCGCUAGUGAAGAGACUGACCAGGGAGAACCACAGCCUUACCAGCCUGGCCAGCCCCUCGAGCCCCUCCAACCCUGGAGCGAACCAAGACCUGCUGGUCAACGGCCCCAGUUUCAGCCAGGACUCCUGCCCCAACUCCACCAACUGCAGCUCCAAUGGGGGUCCUGGGAGAGGAGAGGAGCAGGAGAAGAGUUCAGAGACCAACGGAACCACGGCAACCUCACUGGUGACAGAGAGAGGGGUGGAAAAGAAGGGAGCAGAGGAGAAUGAGCAAAUGAUGCUCCACAGCUUGCCCUCAGAAGGAGGGAACGGGUUUCUCCAGCUGCUGAAGAGCCACAAAGAGAAGUUGGAAGACGGGAUGAGAGAUCUGAGGAGGAGGAAUGAAGAGCUGGAGAAAGAGGUGGAGGAGGGAAAGCGGGAGAGAGACUGUCUUCGUCGCUCAGUUGAGCAACUCGAAUCCAAGCUGGUUCAGGCGCAGAGCUGUGGUGUUACCGAGGAAACGGUUCAGCAUUCCGAUGCACCGCCCCCAUCUGACAGCUCCCACCUGGCCAAACUCACAGAGCAGCUGCAAGCCACACAGUGCAGGUACAGAGAGCUGCAGGAGAAGUUAGAUACCCUCCAGAAGACUUCAGCUCAGAGAGACAGAACUGAAGUGCUGCUUAAACAGAAGGACAAGGACUGUGCCCAGCUGGCUAAGGACGGCGAGGCGCUGAAGGCCCAGGUGACGUCUCUUCUGGGUGAGCUGAGAGAGAGACAGAGCUGUCUGGACCGGAGCCAGCAGGACCACAACAUACUGGACGACAAGCUGAGCAGUACUCGGGAGGCGUUGGCAGCAUCAGAGAGAGAGAUGGAACAACAGAGGAAGCAGCACUCUGUGACGGUAGACAAACUACUGCUGCAGACACAGAACCUAGAGACCGCCCUGAAGACUGACCGCAUGGUUAUUACUGAAGAGAGGAGGAAGCUCGCCCAGCUGCAGCACGCCUACACCUGUCUGUUUAAGGACUACGACUCUAAACUAAAGACUGAGGGAGGAGACAUGGUUGUCCGUCUGGAGGAGGCAGAGAGAGCGUUGGCUCUGAAACAGGACCUGAUUGACAAGCUGAAGGAAGAGGUGGAGCAACAGAGAGGAUCUCUAGAGACCGUCCCUGUCCUCACCGCCCAGGCUGAGAUCUACAAGGCAGACUUCCUGGCGGAGCGGGAGGCCAGAGAGAAGUUGAACCAGAGGAAGGAGGAGCUUCAGGACCAGCUGAACACAGUGCUGGCUGAGCUGGAGCGUCUGAAACAGGAGGGGACCUCACGGGCUCGUAUGGAGGAGAUGCAGCAGAGACACCUGGAGGAUUUCCUACCACGACCCAACAUCACCCCACAACCAGCGUGGGAUUGGCUGCAGGAGUGGCAGGGGGUGUCUCUGGAGGCGGGGCUGAAGAGCUUCCUGACUACCGCUGUCCAAAGUGCCAGUACCAAGCCCCCGACAUGGACACACUGCAGAUACAUGUUAUGGACUGUAUCCAGUAACACACACACACACACACACACACACACACACACACACACACGUGUAAAUGCACAGUCACACACACUAGUGAUGAGCGGAGUCAGCUGUUUGUUUGUUCACCCCGCCCGACUAUAUGUGAUAAAGAUCUGAGGCCAUCCACCCGCUAAUACAGAAAAUGCUCUGAAGACGAUUUUUGCGUGUGACAGGCCUUUUUUUAGGCAACGUUUCUGCUUAUUACCAACAUGUGCUAUUUGUUAGUCAACUGAUGUGGAAUUAGAUUACAUGCAGCUUCUCUCCUGUCAUUAGGGUUACACGUUAACCCAGAAGACUAAAUAAGCCCUUACUCACCAGAAUGUCAUGAAUCAAUACUUCAAUCUACUUGAUAUCGGUAAAGUUUCGUCUUCUCUUAAAUCUCUGCUUCUGUCACACAGGAACGACGUUUAGGGACCGGGGAGAAAAUGCAAUAAUCCCCCCCCCCCCUACCCCCCCCCCAAAAAAAACAUGAAAGAUUUUCUGUGCAAAAUUUCCAAAUGGAAUCAGUUUGACCAGUUUUAAAGAAAAUUAAAAGCUGCUAUAACAACCAAA
Messenger RNA from Salvelinus fontinalis (brook trout), 2599 nucleotides. Its product is annotated as NF-kappa-B essential modulator-like. Gene Ontology annotation, biological process: positive regulation of canonical NF-kappaB signal transduction. The transcript is spliced from 15 exons. Bases 272 to 2164 code for a protein of 630 amino acids. The record is from RefSeq and is a predicted model, not a curated record. Gene Ontology annotation, molecular function: K63-linked polyubiquitin modification-dependent protein binding. Gene Ontology annotation, cellular component: cytoplasm; IkappaB kinase complex; nucleus. Lineage: Eukaryota; Metazoa; Chordata; Actinopteri; Salmoniformes; Salmonidae.